CCGUGUCAUUUUUAAACGAACCAGCUAGCCAGCGCCUCGGCCACACUGUACUGCAUACACGAAAAUAAAAAUUUUUUUUUGACAAAAUCGUGCAUGUUUUCGCUCGCAAUCCGUAUGCACAACGCAGGCCGCGCGAGCCCUAGCUAGCUAGACCGCCGCCCCACCCGUCCAACGAAUCGCAGCGCAUCGCAUCCCGCGAGCAGCGCUCCCACUUGUGUGUUUGUUAUGAAUAUACCGAAGGUGACAACAUCGCUUGGUGCCGCCGAAAAGGCGAAACCCGAACGUGUGGCAUCCGCCGCGGUCGCAGCAGCAGCAACCUUCAAUGCGGUCAGCCUGCAGAAGCGCAGUGGCGUGGAUGACCCAUCGGCCAGCGCAGCUGGGGAGGAUCCCUCGCGCAAGAAGGCCAAGACGGAGCUGCUCCUCGGAGCGCCCACCAGUUUGUCCAGUUUGCCCGCCAAAGCGACGCAGCAGCUCCUCUUUCAGCGGGGUAAGGCGCAGGUCAAAGAUGCACCGGAUCCAUCGGAUGAUGUGUCCUGGGAAGCCCGCGACUCCACCGGCCAGCAGAUUAUAGUGUGCAACUUUGGCUCCACCGCCACUGAAAUCAAGGCGGAGGAUGCGGACAAGCAGACCUUUGCCAGCUUUACCAAAAAGGAGGGCGCCUCCUCGUCGGCCUCGUCCUCCUCCUCCACCGCCUCCAUUAUCUCCAUUGAGCCCAGCGGCUCCUCGGUCCAGGAGCAGCAGGCUGACCAUAAUCCCGGCAAGGCGGAGGACCUCGACUACGUGCUGAUGCCAGCCGCCGGGGCAACGGAAAGCAGUACCAGUACCAGUACCGUGGGUGGAACCACCACCUCCACCAUCAUUCUGAACACCAACAAUGGGGCCACAGGAGUCAGCAGCAGCGGAGCCGGCGGCACCACCGCCACCGCCACGAUUCUCAACCAGAAGCAGCCCGGCCACACCAACUACAACAUCUUCAACACCAGCACGACGGCCACAGGCAGCCAAACGCCUACCACCACGCUGCUUAAUCGGGUGAAUCUGCACGCCAAGAUGAAGACCCAGCUGGUGGUCAACGCCAAGAAGCUGACGGAGGUCACGCAGACGACGGCCAAGGUGUCCAUUGGCAACAAGACGAUAUCGGUGCCGCUGCUCAAGCCGCUGAUGAACGCCAGUGGGGCGUCCACCGCCGGCGGAGCCACGAUUGUGGAGAGCAAGCAGUUGCAGCUGCAGGCGGGUGGCCAGGUAACCACCUUGCAGCCGGGCGGAGCAGUUCAGCAAGUGCACCAUCAGCACGUGCAUCCGCACACGCAUCCGCAUGCCCAUCACAACUUCACCAAGCUGAUCAAGCGGGUGCCCAAGAACCCGGGCACCAUUGUCUCGUUCUCGGGGCUGCAGAUCAAGCCGGCGACCACCAAGAUCGUGGCCACCAAGGUGGUCAGCAAGAAGAUGUCGCUGCAGCUGCAGCAGCACCAGCAGCAGCAGCAGCUCCAACAGCAGCAGCUUCAGCAGCUGCAGGUGACGAGCGGUGGCUUGGCCCCGCCCACUGGCAGCAUUGUGACCAUCACCACCACCAAUCCCAGCCAGACGUACGCAAUGGUCCAGGAUGCCGCGGGCGCAGUAGCAUCUCAUUCGAAGGAAGAAGAUGCUCCGCCUCGGAAGAUAACUUACACGGAGAACCUGCAAAAGAUCCUGAACAAGAGCAAGUCCCAGGACGACGAGUUCGCCAACAUCAACAGCGUGGUGAUCAAGCCGCUGGACAAGAGCACCACCCUCAACUGCCCGCCCAGCUUCAAUAUCUUCAAGCAGCAGGCAACCCAAAACCAAACCAACACCUCCGUGGGCAGUGGAGCCCAGUGCACCCCAGUGACCUUAACCAUGACGCCGGCCUCGGGCAGCAACUCCUCGGAUCUGGCCACCACCGCCUCCCAGUCCACCGUCUCCGUCUCUGCGGGCACCAUCUGCAUCAAUAGUCCGAUGAUGGGCUCGCGGCCCAUUAUCUCCAUUCAGAACAAGAACAUAUCCCUGGUGCUCUCGAAGACGACGAUGGCCCAGCAGAAGCCCAAAAUGAUCACUACCACCACGCUGGCCAGCCAGUCGGCGCUGCAGAUGCAUCAUGCUUUGGUCCAGGACUCGAAUGCCAAUGCGGAAAAAGCGGACAGAGCCACCUCUGGUUCAGCAGUGGCGGGAUCCAUGCAGCUCAAGCUGACCACUGUGGCCGCCUCCACGCCAGCCAAACUCAGCGUUAGUCUGGCCACCGAAGCGGCCAAGCUGGAGGAGAUUGCCGGCGAGCCAAAGGCCAAGGUGUUGCUCAAACAGGAGACGACCGUGAAGGAUGCAACUGGAACUGGAAAUGGAACUGGAGCUUCGGCCAGCGAACAGCAGGAGCGGAGCGAGGAGACAGGCACGCCGGAGAAGCGCUUAAAUGCCAAUACCACAUUGACGCCCAUUAGCCAGGUGCAGAAUCAGAACCAGAACCAGGUGGCCACUGCCACUGCUACGCCUACCUCAACUGCCUCCAAUCCCAGCACGCCCACUGCUCCAGCCAGUGCUGUGGUCACGGCCACGCCCACUUUGGUGGGCCACAAUCAACGCUCGGGCACGGAGGAUUCGAAUAAUGCCCUGCUGAAGAAGCUGCUCCAGAACAGCAGCAGCAGCAACCACAGCCACGGCCACGGGCUCAAUGCCAAUCCCAUUAGCAUACCCUCGACGGCACCGCUCUCCGCCAGGAAGGUGAUCAAUGUGCGGGCCCCCAGCAUGGGACUGGUCAGCAGUCUGGAGGCGCAACUGGCGCGUCCCGUGAUUCCGCCAGUGCCAGCGGCCACCCAAGCGGCGGGCAACAGUAGUAGUGGCGGAUCCGUGGCCACCUCCACCGUUACCACAACGGUGGCCAGUGGCGGAGGCAGUGGCCAGCAACAACAACAGGUGGUGGCCACCACUGCCUCGGAACGAACUGGUACUCCGGUAACAGCAGUCGUGGCCAUCUCCUCCGCACCUGAACCCAAGCUGGAGCAGCAGAAGUCGGAGCAGCCGUUGGUGGUGGCCACCCCACAGCCACCAGCACCUCCUCCUUCGCAGCAGCAACAGCCUCCUCCGCAACAGCAACAGCAACAGCUUCAACUGACAACCCACCAAGUCAAGCAGACGGUGCAGAUAGUGUCCAAGGAGACAUCCUUUAUCUCCGGACCCAUCGUGGCGAACAACACUAAAGUGUCGCAGGAAGCCACUGCCAAACAACCUGCCGAGCUGUUGCCGCCGCCUCCGUACGAACUGGCCACUGCUCCCAUCUCGAAUGUGACCAUAUCCAUAUCCACCAAGCAGCCAGUGCCGCCCAAGGAGCUGCUGCAGAUGAAGCCCACCAAGGCGGUGGCCAUGUCGCUGCCCAUGGAUCAGGGCGAGGAAUCCCAGCCAGAGCAGGCGGAACAGCAGCAGCAGCCAGCACCACAUCAACCGGAACGACAGGGAGGAGCCACCGUAGCGGGAGGAAUAUCAUCACAAACUGGUGCAGCCAUAUGGAGCAAUAGCAAUCAUGUGGAGGCCAAGAUACCUUUUAAGCCGGGCGAGGCCCAGAAACGCAAGCUGCCCAUGCAUCCGCAGUUGGACGAGAAGCAGCUCCAGCCGCAGCAGCAGCAACAGGUGGAGAUGCCGAUGCCCAUCAGUGGUGUUUCCUUGCCAGCCGGACAAACUGCAACAACCGGCGGACAAACUGGUCCCGAAAAGGUACAGCUCAUUUCGGCCAUUGCCAGUUAUGUGAAGAAAUCUGGCGAGGCACAGCAGCCCAUUCAGAGUCAGAGUCAGAGUCAGAACCAAAGCCAGGGUCAGGUGCAGAUGCAAGCGCAGAUGCAGGCAGCCAUGCAGGGUCAACUAGCUGGACAGAUGCCUGGACAAAUCGCUGGGCACAUGCCCGGCCAGCAGAUGCAUUUGCAAAUGCAGCAGCAUCAACAUCAGCUCCAUGUGGCAGUGCAUCCCCAGCAUCAGCAGCAGCAGGCUCCGACUCAUCCGAUUCCCAUGCCUGGACAAGGAGCAGGACCCAUCCCCGUAGCAUCCACCGCCAGCACCAGCAUGGAACCCAAGGCGGGGGACCAAAGAAAGCGACGCAAGCGGGACGUGCAGAAGCCAAGGCGCACCAAUCUGAAUGCCGGACCUGCAGGAGUUCUCAAGGAUCUGACAGGUACGCUACCAGCAGGUGCCAUGGUCCAGCUGGCCGGCAUGGCCCCGGGCACGCAGUACAUCCAGGGAUCGCAGCCGGGCACUGGUCAUGUGAUCACCACCACCGGAGGACAGGGAGGAGAAGGAAGAGGAGGAGGCGUUAGCCUGGGUGGGGCAGGUGCCUCGCCCAUGCUCAAGAAGCGAGUGCGCAAGUUCUCCAAGGUCGAAGAGGAUCACGAUGCAUUUACCGAGAAGCUGCUGACCCACAUCCGCCAGAUGCAGCCGCUCCAGGUGCUGGAGCCGCACCUGAAUCGCAACUUUCACUUUUUGAUCGGCAGCAAUGAGGCGCCCGCAUCGAGUGGAGGCACAGUAUCCUCGGCCAGCGGAUCCUCCUCCUCAGCAGCAGGAGGAGGUGGUGGUGGCAAACUCAAGGGCGGAGGAUCUCUGGGUGGAUCCCGGGGCUGGCCGCUGAGCAAGCAUUUGGAGGGACUGGAGGACUGUGAUGGCGCCAUUCUGGGUCGCUUUGGACGGGUGCGUCUGCCGGGGAUUCCCUCGUUAUACGACAGUGAACGCUUUGGCGGCAGUGGAGGAUUGGUGGGAGGAUCUGCCACUCGUUCGCCCUCACCCACGUCCGUGUCCCUGGAAACCGAGAAGGCAUCGCUGCCCAUGUCCAGCAUCCAGAACGAUUUCUACGACCAGGAGUUCUCCACGCACAUGGAGCGUAAUCCGCGAGAGCGCCUGCUGCGACACAUUGGCGCCGUCAAGGACUGCAAUCUGGAGACCAUAGAUCUGGUGGAGAGCGAGGGCGUGGCUGCGUGGGCGGCCCUGCCCCGGAUCACCCGCUAUCCGGGAUUGAUACUGCUCAAUGGGAAUAGCCGUUGCCAUGGGCGGAUGUCGCCGGUGGCCCUGUCGGAGGAUCCGCUGACCAUGCGGGUCCCAGUGUCGCCGCUGCUUCGCUCCUGCAGCGAGGAGCUGCGCAAGGCACAGCAGUUGGAACUGGGAACGGGAACUGGAAUGGGAGCCCUGAACAACAAUAACUACCAGCAGAAGAACCAGAAUGUGAUACUCGCACUGCCCGCCUCAUCCUCGGAGAAUAUAGCCGGCGUGCUGCGGGACCUGGCCAAUCUGCUGCACCUGGCACCCGCCCUCACCUGCAAGAUCAUCGAGGACAAGAUGGGCGACAAGAUGGAGGCGCUGCAGUCAGUGGACCAGGAUCACGAGGAAAAGCAGGACUUUAAGCGACCCUCAGCCGCCGUGAGUCAUGGCCAUCUGCGAAAGAUCCUCAAUGGACGCCGCAAGCUGUGCCGCAGCUGUGGCAAUGUGGUCCAGGCCACUGGCUUGCGGGUUCCCCGGCACAGUGUGCCCGCUCUGGAGGAACAGCUGCCCCGUUUGGCCCAACUAAUGGCCAUGCUCCCGAGGAAGUCGGCACCCCCACCGUUUGUGUACUUCUGCGAUCGCGCCUGCUUUGCCAGAUUCAAGUGGAGCGGCAAGGAGGGCCAGGCGGAGGCGGCCAGUCUGUUGCUGCAGCCGGCCGGUGGCUCCGUCUCGACCUCCGCCUCCACGGGUGACUCACCCAGCAGCGCCUCCGGCACCAGCUCAUCAAUGGCGCUGGCGGAGACGAUGGUGGUCAAGCAGGAACCGCCGGAGGACGAGGCUGAUGACCAGAAGCAGGACAACGGUAACGGUAACUCCAGCAACAGUCUCAACCUUCCCGUGCAGCGCAAGUGCAUCGUCAAGUGCUUCAGUGCCGAUUGCUUUGCCACGGAUUCGCCGGCCAUCAAACUGGAGUUCGAGGGAGCAGGAGGAGGAGGAGCGGGAUCGGGAUCAGGAUCAGGAUCCGGACCCGGGCCAGCUAACAAUACGGUGUGGCUAAGGGAGACGGAGGCUAGUGGACUCCAGCUGGAGGACACCAGGCAGUGUGUGUUCUGCAAUCAGCGGGGCGAUGGCCUGGCGGAUGGACCCUCGCGACUGCUCAACUUUGAUGUGGACAAAUGGGUUCACCUGAACUGUGCCCUAUGGUCCAAUGGUGUCUACGAGACCGUCUCCGGGGCACUGAUGAACUUCCAGACGGCUCUGCAGGCGGGUUUGAACCAGGCGUGCAGCUCGUGCCACCAACUGGGCGCCACCAUCAAGUGCUUCAAGUCGCGCUGCAACAGCCUGUACCACCUGCCCUGCGCCAUCCGUGAGGAGUGUGUCUUCUACAAGAACAAGUCUGUGCACUGCAGUGCCCAUGGCCAUGCCCACUCCGGUGGCUUAGCCACCGGGGGAUCGGGGGCGGGAUCUACAGUUGGUGGCGGCGGAGGAUUGGGAGCUGGCUCCACGGCGGAGAACGAACUGGGCUCGCUGGUCGUCCAUCGGAGGGUGUUCGUGGAUCGCGACGAGAACCGGCAGGUGGCCACCGUCAUGCACUACUCGGAGCUGAGCAACCUGCUGCGUGUGGGCAACAUGACCUUCCUGAAUGUGGGUCAGCUGCUGCCCCACCAGCUAGAGGCCUUCCACACGCCCCACUACAUCUAUCCCAUUGGCUACAAGGUGAGUCGCUACUACUGGUGCGUACGUCGACCGAAUCGCAGGUGUCGCUACAUCUGCAGCAUUGCGGAGGCCGGCUGCAAACCGGAGUUCCGCAUCCUGGUGCAGGACGCCGGCGACAGCAAGGAGCCGGAGCGCGAGUUCCGCGACAGCACUCCUUCGGCGGUGUGGCAGCAGAUUCUGCAGCAGAUCACGCGACUGCGCAAGGUGCACAAGUGGCUGCAGCUCUUCCCGCAGCACAUCAGCGGCGAGGAUCUGUUCGGCCUGACGGAACCCGCGAUCGUGCGCAUCUUGGAGAGCCUGCCCGGCAUCGAGACGCUCACCGACUACCGCUUCAAGUACGGCCGCAAUCCGCUGCUGGAGUUCCCGCUGGCCAUCAAUCCGUCCGGAGCGGCGCGCACGGAGCCCAAGCAGCGCCAGCUGCUCGUCUGGCGGAAGCCGCACACCCAGCGCACGGCGGGAAGUUGCAGCACCCAGCGGAUGGCCAACUCGGCGGCCAUUGCCGGCGAGGUGGCCUGUCCCUACAGCAAGCAGUUCGUCCACUCCAAGAGUUCCCAGUACAAGAAAAUGAAGCAGGAGUGGCGCAACAACGUGUAUUUGGCCAGGUCCAAGAUCCAAGGAUUAGGUCUUUAUGCCGCGCGGGACAUUGAGAAGCACACCAUGAUCAUCGAGUACAUUGGCGAGGUCAUCCGUACCGAGGUCUCCGAGAUACGCGAGAAGCAGUACGAGUCCAAGAACCGCGGCAUCUACAUGUUCCGGCUGGACGAGGAUCGCGUGGUGGAUGCCACUCUGAGCGGCGGCCUGGCGCGCUACAACCACUCGUGCAAUCCCAACUGUGUGACGGAGAUCGUGGAGGUGGAUCGCGAUGUGCGGAUCAUAAUAUUCGCCAAGCGGAAGAUCUAUCGCGGCGAGGAGCUAUCCUACGAUUACAAGUUCGACAUCGAGGAUGAGUCGCAUAAAAUACCUUGUGCCUGCGGGGCGCCCAACUGCCGCAAGUGGAUGAACUAGAGUCGGGAGGAGCCGGAGCCUCUGCCGGAGGAGCAGAGCAGGCGCAAGAAGCGGCGGCGUGUGCGCCGCUCCCAGUGAACCGGAAUAGAAAUAGGAACAGGAAUAGAAACCGAAACAGGAAUCGGAACAGGAAUUGUUGUAUCUGAUCAAUUAGAUAGAUUCGCUGAGCAGUUUAGACACCGUGUACAUACAUACAAUUAUAUAUAUAUGUAUAUAUAUAGAUAUAUAUAUAUAUAUGCCGAUAUGCUCCAUUGGCGAGCAUAGAGAACCCUGUAAGUUAUGUAUAUGUGCCCACUGUAGCUAAUUCGUAUCCCGUGUCCCACAAAUAUCGCUCGUAGGUGGAGAAGUGGAGGGAGUGGAGUGUUUCAUAGUUUAAAUUGAAUGAUUGCUAUCGUUUCUAUAUAUAUAGAGAUAAUAUAAAUGUUAAUGCUAGGACAUGACCGAUAGGCCCCCUGUAAUGUAUUUCUGACCUUUACCCUUGACCGCCCCACACAGUCGCAGAGGAGCAUCUUAUUUUUUUUUUUUUUGUCUUAGCACCAUCUCCACCAAAUCCACACCCAAAUCCAUCAUGAGGAAAACAAACAGAUCCCCAACAGAUGGCCAACCCAAAACUUGACUUUAUGCGUGUGUGCCUUCUUCCCCUCUGUUUACCAUUAUAUCAUUAUUAUCAUAUUUGUAGUGGCUAUUUUUCGAUAUUCGCAUACAUGUACAACCCUUCUUUGAAUAUACAUAUACGCCAAUAAGGAUAUAUACAAAACCUAUUUUUAUUUUAUUUUAUUUAACUAGUUUUGCAAUUAACUUUAAGUACAUUUAUCCAAACUCCAAGCAACGUGUAUUUUUCAUCCCCUAAAGAGUUAAGUAAAUUUUAUGCCACCAUUUUA
This is a messenger RNA of Drosophila gunungcola (fruit fly), 8564 nucleotides long. Its product is annotated as histone-lysine N-methyltransferase trr. Lineage: Eukaryota; Metazoa; Arthropoda; Insecta; Diptera; Drosophilidae. The record is from RefSeq and is a predicted model, not a curated record. Gene Ontology annotation, molecular function: protein binding. Gene Ontology annotation, biological process: nervous system development. Gene Ontology annotation, cellular component: nucleus; nBAF complex.